CCUUAUCUCAGCAGACGUCAAAAUCUAUAUAUCGUAGAAUAGAUCGAUGAUUAACGCGCAGAGAUGCACAGAAGAGAUUCGCCCGAGUUGGGUCAUUCUGUUUGCGAACCCACCUCCUCUCGAAGAACUGUGUGCCGUGACGGUAUUUGUACAAAAUCAAUCGCUAGUCGCGGUCACAUUCCAGCCUCAAAUAAUAAAAUGCAGGGAGCUGAUUUUUACUGAACCGGACAUUAUUGCUACUCCUUCAUUGGAUUUUGAUAACAGUCUACAUGUAAUCAUGCAGCAGUCCCUCUUCAAAACAGGAAGACUUCAAAACCGGUUUCAGAAGAUUGGACUUGAUGCCAGUAAGCCAUACAGAGUUACUCCAGCAUUGUAUCAGUGCUGUCUGAGAUACACUCUGACUGCCAAACUAGCACCACACUGGAAUAAAGCUGAACAGUGGAUGUUACAAGGUCGAGAUUUUUUAACGAACACUGGCUAUGCUAAUGCUGUUAACAUGAAUCUUGUGGUAAACAAGGAUGAACUAUUCUUGUCCAUUCUAGCAAGUGCAGUGAGGUUUCCACCACUACAGCUGGAUCAUCUGUGUUUGGAUCAGUCGGAGAUGGACUCGAUUCUCCACUCACCUGAAGAAAAACUCCAUCAUGUUUCUAUCACCGACUGCUGGUGUCAUGUUUUACCAAGCAUGAAAAGAGGAAGGAUCUUCAGUGUAAGUCGUGGUGUACCAGACAGCGGCCCUUUCAAAUGUUACAGAGAUUUCAAGAGACACUGGAAGAAUAUGUAUGGCUAUCGACUUCCUGAGACUGACGAGGACUUCUUCUACUAUGAAGUGACUUUCAGAGCUUCGGGAUGCGGCAAGAUGUUCACAUACCCUGGCGUGUGUCUGCGGGCUAUGAACAUACAGAGGAUUCCACGAGUCGACUGUAAGCCCAUCUUGGUGGAAUUUCUUCAGGAUCUGCACUCCAAGAUGCCUUCAGUUUGUGGUCACCAUCUCCGGUUUAAGCCCAAACUGAAAUACACUGUCCCUGGGCUGUACGUCGGCAGUGAGGAAAAAAGUCAUGGUGCCAUCAACCUGUCGAACAAGAAUCCUGCCGCUAGUGCUGUCCCUUUCAGAAACAUCAAUGAGCUCCAGCGUGUGUAUACUCCACAUACUCAAGACAAAAUAGCGCAACAGACCAGGGGUGCUACUACAACGUCUGUGACAAGCGACUUGUUUCACAGCCAGCCUGUAGGAAUAAUUAGCCAUCUUACAACACAGGGGGUUCACAAAGACAUCACUUCAACAGAGGCAUCUCAAUCUCAAACAAACAUUACCCUGUCACGUCCGAAUAUCAUCUCUACUUCUCAUCUGAAUAACCUCUCUACUUCACAUUCCAAUAGCACUAUUACUUUGCAGUCUGAAACAACAGCCAAGAGAGUUAUUCCACUCUUCCGACCAAAGACAAAACCGAUUUCUUCAUUGUCUCUAAGUUCUGAUACUUCAGUUAAGAGAAGCAUACCAAUAUUCAAAGCAGCAGUACAAAAGUCUGGUUCAAGGGACAAUUUUGGGCCGCAGGAUAACAACUCUGUGUACACCGAGAAGAAACUGGAGGAGUUGAGAAUAUCACACCCUCCGAAACCGGUCUUCAAGCCGAACAAGAAAUCCGUUCCAAGCUGCUCAUCUGUGAAGCUUGUAUCCAACUUCAGCGGUUUAUCAAGCAAUUUGUCUCAAUUGACUCCUGCGGUAGACAAUAAUGAGUUCCGAUCUAAGACACAACAGAACUUGCUGGGCAGCACCAAUGGCAUAAUCACCAGACCGGUAUCAGGGUGUACGCCGAAUUUCAGGACAACAGGUUCAACAUUACCAGGAAAGAAAAGAGAACUAACAAAAACUGAUGCUCAGGAUGUAGAGGUCAAGAAGCCACGCCCUCGACAGCAAGUUCAAGAGGUUGAUGUCGAGCAGCUUGCACAGGCAAAUCAGCUUGGAAAGGUGAACUCUGUGACGCUAUUGGCCUGGCUGAAGCAAAGAGGAGUGCCGUGCAAGUCGAAGGAUAAGAAGGGAGAUUUGGUGGAGAGAGUGAAACACAUUGUGUGUCUCAAACACGCUGAGUCAUGAGACAUUAAAUAUUGUGAAACGUUACCACACUGAGACAUUAAAUAUUGUGAAACGUUACCACACUGAGACAUUAAAUAUUGUGAAAUGUUACCACACUGAGAUAUUAAACUUUGUGAAAUGUAAACACCCUGAGACAAAUAUUGUGAAAUGUUGUCGCAUCGAGACAUUAAAUAUUGUGAAACAUUACCACACUGAGACAUUAAAUAUUGUGAAAUGUCACCACACUGAGACAUUAAAUAUUGUGAAAUGUCACCACA
Molecule: messenger RNA, 2349 nt
Organism: Gigantopelta aegis
Lineage: Eukaryota; Metazoa; Mollusca; Gastropoda; Neomphalida; Peltospiridae
Exons: 15
Coding region: 47-2092 (681 amino acids)
Source: RefSeq, a predicted model, not a curated record